UCACAUAACCACGCCCCCUGCACCGCCGUGGCCACGCCCCCCUCCGUUGCCAUGGUCACGCCCUUCCUGCCGCGGCCGCCAUCUUGGAUGAGGGCGGAAGCGGCGGCGGCCUGAGAUGACCAUUCACAACCUGUACAUCUUCGACCGGAGCGGGACGUGCCUGCACUACAGUGAAUGGCACCGGCGGCGGCAGGCCGGGAUCCCCAAGGAGGAGGAAUUCAAGCUCAUGUUCGGGAUGCUUUUCUCCCUCCGCUCCUUCGUGAGCAAGAUGAGCCCCACGGACAUGCGGGACGGGUUCCUGUCCUUCCACACCUCCCGCUACCGGCUCCAUUACUACGAGACCCCGAGCGGGCUGCGCCUCGUGCUCAACACGGACCUGGGCGUGAGCAGCGCCCGCGAGGCCCUGCAGCACAUCUACAGCAACCUCUUCGUGGACCUCGUUACGAAGAACCCGCUGUGCCCCCCCCGCGCCCCGGUGCAGAGUGAGCUCUUCCGGGCGCGCCUGGACGCCUUCAUCCGGGCACUGCCCUUCUUCGCGCCGCGGCCCGCCUGA
Pezoporus flaviventris is the source of this 553-nucleotide messenger RNA. It is a transcript of the gene TRAPPC1, whose product is annotated as trafficking protein particle complex subunit 1. Bases 116 to 553 code for a protein of 145 amino acids. Gene Ontology annotation, biological process: endoplasmic reticulum to Golgi vesicle-mediated transport. The record is from RefSeq and is a predicted model, not a curated record. The transcript has 5 exons. Lineage: Eukaryota; Metazoa; Chordata; Aves; Psittaciformes; Psittacidae. Gene Ontology annotation, cellular component: TRAPP complex.